Messenger RNA from Magallana angulata, 778 nucleotides. RefSeq lists its product as uncharacterized. The transcript has 6 exons. The record is from RefSeq and is a predicted model, not a curated record. NCBI's taxonomy places the organism in Eukaryota, Metazoa, Mollusca, Bivalvia, Ostreida, Ostreidae. The coding region runs from base 16 to 741 and encodes 241 amino acids.
AGCAUCAAGUAUUAUAUGCCAGCGAUUGUUCAGGGGGAGAGGGCUGUGCGAAAUGUUUCCAGCUUCAAAAAAUCUACCAUUGAAAGUUUAAUUCCUGGAAAGAAAUACAAAAUUCUGAAUGCCACUAGCCACCCCACAUUUGGCAUUGAGCUCAAGGCGGACUCGGUCAUAAUGGACACCUCAUUCGAACUGACCAAGGAGGAAAAACAAAUCAGAAAUUAUUUUUUUAAUCCUACAACCUACAACAUGGCUGACGCAUCGUCAUUUGCUAACAGCACACGACUGUCGCUUGGCCCGGUCCAAGUAAAAAGCAUUGGUGAGACGGGAGUGGUGUCCACCGGUUCGCAAAGAAGGGAGGUGCAGCUGUCCAUGGACGGUCGGUCUGCUCUCCUUACCCUCUGGGGUAAGGAGACAGACCUGGAAGUCGUUGCUGAGGACAUGUAUAUUGUCCGAAAUAUAGUCCCCAGUAACGACUUCAAUAAGCAGAGGUGCUACUCGUCCACCCCUCUGACAAAGUUCGAGACAUAUGAAUGCACAGAACUCCAGGAAACAUUUGAGGGGGUGGUCGAGUCUGUGUCCUUUGCCAGCAAUCUCAUUGAGAUUAACGAUAUGAUGCUGACAAUAUCGAAGGACAACCUUGCUAAGAUUUUUCCAGGCAGACAAUUCAGUCCGGUAAAGGUUACCGGACUGAAAAGAAAUGGAGAAAUUUGUGAAAUAGAUGUGAAGAAGGCCAAAAUGUGAGAAACUGUGAGAGUCAUUAAAGUACCUUGAUCCAAAG